AUGGAGUCUUCGUGCCUCCUCCCUCGCUUCCCUCCAACUCUAGCAUUCCUCUUCUUCCUUCUCUUCUCCAAGGCGACACCUGGCUCCUCCCAGCAAUGCCUCUCCCAGACAUUCCCCAAGGGCCGAUCGUUCGACCACUGUGAGGACCUUCCCCAACUGGGGGCCUUCCUCCACUGGUCCUUCCGCUCUGCCAGUUCUUCCCUCGACCUCGCCUUCGUCGCGCCGCCGGCCACCCCCUUCGGCUGGGUUGCGUGGGCCAUAAACCCCGUGGGCCAGGGAAUGAUCGGCGCUCAGGCCCUGCUCGCUUUCCGGGGCGCCGACGGCGGGAUGACAGUCGAGACCUACAACCUCACCAGUUACAGCUCCGUCGAGCCGUCGCCCAUAAGCAUGGAGGUCUCUGGGUUGGAGGCCGAUGUCUCGGGCGGGAUGAUGAGGAUAUUCGCGACUGUUGGGAUACCGCGGGGGAAGACGUCCGUCAACCACGUGUGGCAGGCCGGUGGGUCGAUGGUGGGCUCGAAGCCGGCGGUUCACGGGACCGACUUUCCGAACCUGAACUCGAAGGGCCGACUGGACUUGCAGUCUAAUACCAUGGUCCGCCGACUGAACUUGCAGUCUAAUACCACGGUCCUGGCCGGCGCCAGUACUGCGGAUCCGCUGGCAAGGAAGAAGAAGAAUCAUGGCAUACUGAAUGGUAUUACUUGGGGAAUUCUACUCCCGAUCGGCGCCAUGCUGGCUAGGUACUUGAAGAUCUACAAGCCUGAGAAUCAGGCAUGGUAUUAUGCACAUAUAUCUUGCCAAUUGUUUGCUUACAGCAUCGGGACAAUUGGCUUUUUCACCGGAUUUCAGCUUAGAGAUCCAGCCACAGCUGUAAAUUCCGGUCACCGGAUUGUCGCGUACAUACUCUUUCUCCUUUCCAGCUUCCAGGUUGCUGCUUUGCUUUAUACGCCACAGGAAGGGCAUAGACUCAGGCCUCAGUGGAAUUUGCUUCACAAACUCAUCGGAGCAACUGCAGUUUUUCUGGGAGUUACCAAUGUGCUCAUAGGUCUAAGCAUCCUCAAGCCCGGUGCAGUUUGGAUGGAAGGAUACAUCUCCGCCGUCGUUGUCAUGGGCUUGCUGAUCUGUUUUCUGGAGAGUGUGAUCAAUAAGACGAACUCCAGCGAUUCGAACGCCUGA
Nymphaea colorata (pocket water lily) is the source of this 1173-nucleotide messenger RNA. Its product is annotated as cytochrome b561 and DOMON domain-containing protein At3g25290-like. NCBI's taxonomy places the organism in Eukaryota, Viridiplantae, Streptophyta, Magnoliopsida, Nymphaeales, Nymphaeaceae. The record is from RefSeq and is a predicted model, not a curated record. The coding region runs from base 1 to 1173 and encodes 390 amino acids. The transcript has 3 exons.